AUGCUCCCCGGUUCAAGAUCCCGAAAUAUCCUCCCCUAUAUCCAACCGGAGAAUCCACAACUAUUGGAACUUCUUCUCGAACUCGUCGCAAACUUCGCCAAACCACAACAUCCACCCGCCAAAGCGCGGACGAUCAUGUCUGUCUGUAUAGGAGGAUACUUUCUCGCAGCCGCAGGUGUCCUGGAUGGUCUCACGGCAAUAACACAUCGCCUUGCGACCAAGGGUCUUCAAACGGCGUGCGAGGAGUAUACGACAAGAACGCCGGAUUCAAAAGGUACAAAGAUUCUUCCCGAGAACCCAUCUGUCCCUGUUCCGUAUUGCGAUGCUGGGAUAAAUGAGUUUGGAGUGAGAGUUAUUACCACCGGUGCGGUUACGAAUGAGCUUGAUGGCGCACUGCACUAUGUUGCGCGUCGGUUGGGGAGGCCUGUUGCUGUGGAUGUGGCGGGGCUUAUUGGGCAUAAUUGGCGGGAGUUGAAGACAUGA
This is a messenger RNA of Penicillium cinerascens, 483 nucleotides long. RefSeq lists its product as uncharacterized. NCBI's taxonomy places the organism in Eukaryota, Fungi, Ascomycota, Eurotiomycetes, Eurotiales, Aspergillaceae. The record is from RefSeq and is a predicted model, not a curated record. The coding region runs from base 1 to 483 and encodes 160 amino acids. The transcript is spliced from 2 exons.